This is a messenger RNA of Raphanus sativus (radish), 1373 nucleotides long. RefSeq names its product bifunctional protein FolD 4, chloroplastic-like. Lineage: Eukaryota; Viridiplantae; Streptophyta; Magnoliopsida; Brassicales; Brassicaceae. The coding region runs from base 153 to 1205 and encodes 350 amino acids. The record is from RefSeq and is a predicted model, not a curated record. Gene Ontology annotation, biological process: tetrahydrofolate interconversion. Gene Ontology annotation, cellular component: cytosol. The transcript is spliced from 4 exons. Gene Ontology annotation, molecular function: methenyltetrahydrofolate cyclohydrolase activity; methylenetetrahydrofolate dehydrogenase (NADP+) activity.
UAACGGAAUUGGACUAGGGUACGUAUGUAUAUUCUUUCUCUGUCACACGAUAAUUUGCUUUUCUCCAAGUAACAUAAAUAUCUCUCGAGACUUAGACGUUGUUACGAUCUUCAUAUCUUAUUCUCUUUACCCUAAGUACGGAGCAGUCUAUAAUGGCGCCUUUGAUGUUUACCGUUUCGACGUCUCCUCUCGUCCAUGCCCAUUCGAACAUACGCAACAGUGUUUUCAUGCCCCGCAGGUGCUUCGGCCAAAUCCACUUACACACCACUCCAUCUAUACGUGGCUGCUCUCUCUCCAUUCGCUCCACUUCUUCUCCGUAUUCUGGAUUUACCCGUAUUGAUGGAAAGAAAGAGGCAAAAAGUAUUAGAGAUGAAAUCAAAAUCGAAGUUUCAAGAAUGAAUGCAUCAAAAAAUGUGGUUCCUGGAUUAGCUGUAAUCCUCGUUGGAGAGAGAAAAGAUUCAGCCAGUUAUGUGAGGAGCAAAAAGAAAGCUUGUGAAUCUGUUGGGAUUAAGUCGGUUGAUGUUUGUCUACCUGAAGAUUCCUCAGAGGAAGAUGUGUUGAAAUAUAUCUUAAGCUUCAACGAGGAUCCUUCUAUCCAUGGAAUCCUUGUUCAGUUGCCUCUACCAUCGCAUUUGAAUGAACAUAACAUAGUGAAUGCUAUUUGUAAAGAGAAAGACGUAGAUGGAUUUCACCCAUUUAAUAUUGGACUUCUUGCCAAGCGGGGAAGUGAACCUGAUUUUGUUCCCUGUACUCCAAAGGGAUGCAUCGAGCUAUUGCACCGAUACAACGUUGAGAUCGAAGGAAAAAGAGCUGUUGUUAUUGGACGGAGUAACAUUGUUGGUAUGCCAGUUGCUCAUUUACUGCAGAAUGAGGAUGCAACUGUUACCACUAUCCAUUCGAAAACUAGGAACCCUGAAGAAAUCACACGGGAAGCUGAUAUCCUAAUCGCUGCGGCUGGGCAACCAAACAUGGUUAGAGGAAGCUGGAUAAAACCAGGCGCAGUUGUCAUCGAUGUUGGGAUUAAUCACGUCCAGGAUCUAAAUGUUCCAAGUGGCUCUCGAUUGGUUGGAGAUGUUUGCUAUGAGGAGGCUCGCAAAGUUGCAUCAGCCGUCACACCCGUUCCUGGUGGUGUAGGACCAAUGACCAUAGCCAUGCUUCUAUCCAACACCUUAACAUCAGCUAAGAGUAUUCACAAAUUCCAGUGACCUUUGAGGAAGAUUGCAAACUAGCAAAGGCUUUGUUUAGAUCCAAUAGUUUAUCUGGUCUUUGAUAAAAUGUACCCAACAGAGUUUUAGUUGGGAUAUAAAUUAUUUUAUUGUUUUACAUUUGUUAACUUCUUGUCUAUUUUUUCUGUCAUUUGAUGCAGAACAAGU